This is a messenger RNA of Orbicella faveolata, 3041 nucleotides long. RefSeq lists its product as uncharacterized. Gene Ontology annotation, biological process: extracellular matrix organization. Gene Ontology annotation, molecular function: extracellular matrix structural constituent conferring tensile strength. The record is from RefSeq and is a predicted model, not a curated record. NCBI's taxonomy places the organism in Eukaryota, Metazoa, Cnidaria, Anthozoa, Scleractinia, Merulinidae.
AUGAUCAUACCACCAUAUAACCCCAGCGAUGCAGUCCUGUUGAAAAUAAAACUGCAAGGUACAGCAUGUGGGGCCAGACGGGUUCUGGGAAAGCUGUCCAGCCUGGACACACCGCCAUUCCAUUUUGCAAGAGGUGAUCGUGGUGAGCCAGGAGCACAGGGAGCGCAAGGACCACAGGGAUACCCGGGUGCCACAGGGAACCCAGGCCCUAGAGGUGACCCUGGUGAACCAGGACUUCAAGGUGCAGCCGGCCCUCCUGGGGGUGGCGUUGGUGGACUGACGAGUGGUGUGAAAGGACCAGAUCCUGAAAGUGCUGGUGGCAUCAAAGGAAACCAGGGUGCAGCGGGAGCAAGAGGUCCUCCAGGAAAUCCUGGCAAGCGUGGACCACCUGGAACACCUGGUAUCCGCGGAUCACUAGGACGAUCUGGUGAAGCAGGACCACCAGGGAAGCCUGGGCAGUCAGGCCCUCCUGGAUUACCUGGAGUAGAUGGGUCUGAUGGAGAACCUGGCGAAUCUGGAUUGAGAGGACCUGCUGGUGCCCAGGGAUCCCCGGGUCCGGCUGGAAAUCCUGGUCUGGCUGGUGAAGUGGGAUUCAAAGGAGAUAAGGGGAUUAGAGGGGCAAAAGGAAACAAGGGUAACCAAGGAACUCCUGGCGAAAGGGGUAAUGUUGGUGAACCGGGAAAACCUGGCAAUGAUGGACAGCCUGGAGAAACUGGACUAGUUGGUGCUCGUGGAAAGACUGGCAAACCAGGCCCUCAAGGGCAAAGAGGGCCAGAAGGAUCUCCUGGAUCACAGGGUCCCCAGGGUCCAAGAGGUCAGACUGGGACUCCGGGAGCUGUGGGUCUUACUGGCGUUAAGGGUGAUCGUGGAGAGCCAGGCAUCUUAGGUGCUCCUGGGGAAGCAGGUGAACCAGGGCUAGGGGGAGAACAAGGCCCAAAGGGCGAGGCCGGAAGGGAUGGAGCAGCAGGAAGAAGUGGCAGCCCUGGAGAGAAGGGAGGAAUGGGUCUUCAAGGGUUACCUGGCCCUGCCGGCCAAGCUGGAGCCCCAGGAACUGCGGGUGUGCCUGGAGCUCAGGGAAGAUCGGGUAGUCCUGGAGACAGAGGUCGACCAGGGCCUUCUGGAUUACAAGGAAUGAAAGGUGAAAAAGGCUCCCAGGGCGCACGUGGUCAACCUGGACCAUCGGGACCUACAGGCCGGAGUGGAAAACGGGGUCGAACAGGAGCAGAAGGGCCGCCGGGACCUAGUGGCCCAAUAGGAGCACAGGGUCCUCCUGGUUUGCGUGGCGCACCUGGUGCAGAUGGUCAGCCUGGCAGAAAGGGUUCACUAGGGGCUCCUGGAGCCAAUGGCGCCAAUGGAGCUAAGGGAGAUAAGGGAUCUGCUGGUGAUCGUGGCCAGCCUGGUCGACAGGGUGCUAAGGGGCCUACUGGUCAGCCGGGAGUAGCUGGACGUGAUGGCAAGACUGGUUCACCGGGUGACCCAGGAGCUGAUGGCAAACCAGGAGCUGCAGGACCUCAGGGAGCACCUGGAAACCCCGGACCAAGCGGCUUAACAGGAGCAAAAGGAGCAAUGGGAGAGCCUGGGGUAGCAGGUGAACCGGGACCUCCGGGAGCUCAAGGAGCAAAGGGUGAGACUGGAGCAGAUGGAAGACGUGGACUUACUGGAAUACCUGGGAAAAUGGGCAGACAAGGUGAAAGAGGUGAACGAGGAGCAUCAGGGCCACAGGGACUCCAGGGAGCCCCGGGCAGUCAGGGGCCAGCAGGUUUACCUGGAAAGCCAGGAGAAACAGGAUCACCAGGAGAAAGUGGAGCAGAUGGCACUCCAGGAGCUAGGGGAGAACGAGGUGCUCCAGGAGAACGUGGAGCCUCUGGCAUUGUUGGUGCACCCGGAGAUCCAGGUGAACCUGGAGCUGCUGGUCUUGACGGCAAACCUGGCGAGCGAGGUCUUGCUGGUCCACCAGGCCCGGUUGGCUCUCCUGGCCUUGCGGGUUUACCAGGACAGCAAGGACGAGUGGGACCUCCAGGUGCCAAAGGAUCAAGGGGAGAUCCAGGACCCUUUGGUGAACGUGGAUAUGACGGAAAGGAUGGAGAGCCGGGACAGGAUGGAAUGGCUGGGCCUCCAGGACAGUCAGGCCCACCAGGAGAAAAGGGUGAGGAUGGUGUACCUGGAUCAGAUGGUACUCCUGGUAGCCGUGGUGACACUGGUCCUCGUGGUUUACCAGGAACUCCUGGAUUACCUGGCAGACCAGGGCAAAUGGGACCUGCUGGCCCAAUGGGAAGUGAAGGACCCCGUGGACCACGUGGAGAACCGGGCGUCAAAGGACCUCCGGGCCCUCCAGGACGACCAGGUCCAACAGGAACUGCGGGUCAGCUGGGUGUUCCUGGCAUCAAGGGAGGCCAAGGCGAACAAGGAAGACCGGGCUUACCUGGAAAUCAAGGAUCUCCUGGAAAACCUGGCCAAGCUGGUCCUCCUGGACCCCCAGGACCGACAGGCCCUCCAGGCAGAGACGGAGCAGAUGGACAAAAGGGUGCAGCUGGAGAACCAGGGCGACCAGGAAAGGAUGGUCUUCCUGGACAACCCGGUAAAAACGGCAAGGAUGGCGAACCUGGCCCAGCGGGAUCUGAUGGCGGACCGGGAGAUAUUGGACCUGCAGGACCUGCUGGCCCGAAAGGCGACAGAGGACCAAAUGGCCCAACUGGAGCCACAGGCCCGGCUGGAGCACCAGGCGCUGCGGGCCAAAAGGGAGACACUGGAGCACCAGGACAAGACGGACGCAGUGGUCAACCAGGAUCACCGGGACCACGUGGUAAACCUGGACCAGCUGGCACUCCCGGAGCACCAGGGGCAGAUGGUUUCAAUGGAACAAAUGGUAAUCCUGGUAUUCCUGGACGCUCUGGGCUUAAGGGAGAACGCGGCGCCCCAGGCGAUCCCGGGAGUCCUGGCAAACCUGGCCCAGCGGGUGCCCCGGGCCCGAAAGGUGAUGCUGGUCCACCUGGCAUCCAAGGAGAAAAGGUGACGAUCAACUGACGAAGUUCUGUAGCUAC